AUGGAGAACCCACACGCAGAGCGCCAGGCGGUCCUCCUCGAUCGGAUACUCAAGAAUACCGCCAAAUGCACCGAAGCGAUACUCGAGAUAAAUGCUUGUCUCGAGAGCACCGUCCGCGCCAACUCACAAGUCCGUACCGCCGCCGAUCUUUCUGCCAAAUACCGGCGCAAUGUCCAAUAUAAUCUUGAGAUGACAAAGACGGCAGUCGACGACAGCACAUCCUCCAACUGA
Molecule: messenger RNA, 231 nt
Organism: Mycena indigotica
Lineage: Eukaryota; Fungi; Basidiomycota; Agaricomycetes; Agaricales; Mycenaceae
Exons: 3
Coding region: 1-231 (76 amino acids)
Biological process (GO): attachment of spindle microtubules to kinetochore
Cellular component (GO): DASH complex; mitotic spindle
Source: RefSeq, a predicted model, not a curated record